Molecule: messenger RNA, 744 nt
Organism: Pelecanus crispus (Dalmatian pelican)
Lineage: Eukaryota; Metazoa; Chordata; Aves; Pelecaniformes; Pelecanidae
Source: RefSeq, a predicted model, not a curated record
ACCAGCAAGGAAGUGGCGGCUUUGUUAACCGGGCUGAAUGUUGUUCCUCGGCCAAACCGGACCUCCACGUACCGACCGCAGCCUGGCAGCAAAGUCCCGGACACGGUGGACUGGAGGGAGAAAGGAUGCGUUACGGAUGUGAAGAAUCAGGGCUCCUGUGGGUCGUGCUGGGCGUUCAGUGCUGUGGGAGCCCUCGAAGCCCAGGUGAAGCUGAAGACGGGGAAGCUGGUGUCUCUGAGCGCCCAGAACCUCGUUGACUGCUCCAUGAUGUACGGGAACAAAGGCUGCAGUGGAGGUUUCAUGACCGGAGCUUUCCAGUACAUCAUUGACAACCAAGGGAUUGACUCAGAUGACUCCUACCCCUACACAGCUCAGAAUGGCACAUGUCAAUACAAUGCUUCCACACGAGCCGCCACUUGCUCCAAAUACGUUGAGCUCCCAUACGCCGACGAAGAAGCCCUGAAAGAUGCUGUAGCCAACAUCGGACCAGUCUCUGUUGCCAUUGACGCCACCCAGCCCACCUUCUUCUUGUACAGGUCAGGUGUGUAUGAUGACCCCCGGUGCAAACAGGAGGUGAAUCACGGAGUGCUCGUGAUCGGCUACGGCACCCUAAACGAUAAGGAUUACUGGCUUGUGAAAAACAGUUGGGGUGUGCGCUUUGGUGACGAGGGCUAUAUCCGCAUGUCAAGAAACCACGCGAACCAUUGCGGGAUCGCCAGUUAUGCCUCCUACCCGCUCAUAUAG